AUGGACGCACCUCGAUCGUGUAUCCUCUUGUACGGCAAUGCUGAGGCCAGACCAUUCAAUCUCGCCACCGCCCCCGUGUUAAACUUCACAGAGGGCUCCGUUGUAGGAAAUCUCGGGGCCUCGCCAAGGAUGCGCGUACAUCACGAAUCGAAGUCGUCAGGGUCGAGCCACGCUUCGUCUUCGACUACUGCAGCCACCGCGGCUGUUGGUGUCGCGGACAGCAAAUGGAGACGCAUCAAGCGCGAGAACACGCUGCGCAACGACAUCCACUUGUACAACAAAGUCAUCAUCUCCGGUCCGGCUGACUACAUCGUGGUCACGGAAAGUGACGUUCGGGAGACCGGUUCGGGGGCUGCAGACCGUCUCCAAUGGGCCAAAAUGUUCGGGCUCGAGAGGUUUGUGGGCUGCCUCCGCCAAGCAGUCUUCGAGCCGGGCGCGAUUAUCGUCCGAGAGGGUCAUCAACUCAGUCAUUUGUAUCUAAUCGUUGAAGGCGAGUGCCGAGCUUCGGUCGAGCGUGAUGACACCAACAGGCCAAGCACUGUCCAGUUCACUGAUGCCUCGUCAACCAGCUCCAAGCUACCGCUCACAACCGCAGAGGCCCAACUACGCCACGCACGCAAAUUUCGCUGGAGCGACGAUUUUCAGCUGCCUGUCGCCUCUCUCGGCCAGAAAUCUGCAGUGGGAGACAUCUCACUCGUGCUUGGAAUUCCGGAGCCCACUACCGUCCGAGCUGUCACCACAGUACACGCCCUCUCAUUGUCCCAGGAAGAUUUCUUGCGCGAGAGCAGCGAUCGGCAUGAUCCAGUCGUGUUGGCGUGCAUCGAAAAAUUGCAGAGUACGGCAUACGACACUCUGCGGUUUGUACUGGAGCGCGUCGAAAUCGAGGCCAAGAACGAGCACUGCGACCAGCGCCUCAAGAUCGAUUUGCUGCGUGACAUUUUGCGCCACAAACAACCAGUGAUCCAGGGGGACAAGCAGUUGUCAGAUCUGUCGUCAGUCUCCAGUGCGAAUGGGCGGGGUGCCUCUGCUGAGCGUACCUCCUCUUCGUAUGAUUCCGGUCGAGCACAAUCUCCUGCUGGGACUUCCACCGCUGGAGUUCCAUCCCGCGUCAUGUCACUUCCGUCGGUAGUAUUGAGGCACGUCGCUGCCAAUGCGGAGGACAAAAAGCUGCGAGCUCGCAACCAAAUCGGCAAUUUCGCCGCCAUCUCCGGUGAGGACGUCGUUGAACCCGUCGAGAGCCCAACACGGAUGACUCGGCAACAACGGAAGGCAGCGCGGGCCUUCGCGAACUUGCAACACCCCGUUGCUGGCAAGAGUCUCGGAGACUACGUGCAGAUGCCUGUCAAAACUACCAUUGUUGAUACACUCGCCGCAGAUCAGCCCACGAAGCCGGCCUCGGACGAUCUUCUCUUCCUGUUCCCCACUGUAACCAAGCGCCGACAACUCCACGGGAAGUAUCGAGGCUAUGACGCCGUCCCAGCAGAAUAG
This is a messenger RNA of Phytophthora sojae, 1488 nucleotides long. RefSeq lists its product as hypothetical. The transcript is spliced from 4 exons. NCBI's taxonomy places the organism in Eukaryota, Oomycota, Peronosporomycetes, Peronosporales, Peronosporaceae. The coding region runs from base 1 to 1488 and encodes 495 amino acids. The record is from RefSeq and is a predicted model, not a curated record.